AUGGACACCGUUAAAGAGGAUGUUGUAAUGAUUACAGGAAAUGAAAUUAGGAUACUUAAGAAAAAGAAAGCAGUCAAAGAUACUAAUACCAAUACAACUACUGUUACUUCCAAAACUCUAAGUGAUGCUGAUCAUUCAUCAAAAUCAAAGGAAAUAUUUCAAGAAACAAAAAUGAAAAAAAAGAAAAAAACUAAUGAGGCGAAAGUAAAAAAAAUAGUACUAGAAGAAGUAACAGAAAAAACACAACUAGUCGCUAACAAUCCUAAAUCCAAUGAACUUCAAAAGAAUGCCCAGCCAAAUUUUAGAUGUUCUGACGUAAAAAAAAAGAUUUUGACCAAUUUUGACGAGUCAAAAUCUGGUCAAUUGUCAUUAAAAGAUUUUGACCGGUCAAAAACCCAACCCUACUCUACCCCAACAUCAUCAACCGUCGCUAACCUUUAUGCAAUACAGAGUACAGACUACAAUCAGUUUCGUUGA
Macrosiphum euphorbiae (potato aphid) is the source of this 477-nucleotide messenger RNA. The record is from the annotation of a GenBank genome assembly. NCBI's taxonomy places the organism in Eukaryota, Metazoa, Arthropoda, Insecta, Hemiptera, Aphididae.